This is a messenger RNA of Drosophila hydei, 6947 nucleotides long. Its product is annotated as HEAT repeat-containing protein 5B. Gene Ontology annotation, biological process: intracellular protein localization; retrograde transport, endosome to Golgi; endocytosis. Gene Ontology annotation, cellular component: membrane; endocytic vesicle; Golgi apparatus. NCBI's taxonomy places the organism in Eukaryota, Metazoa, Arthropoda, Insecta, Diptera, Drosophilidae. The record is from RefSeq and is a predicted model, not a curated record. The transcript has 8 exons. Bases 146 to 6688 code for a protein of 2180 amino acids.
UAGCAGUUCUGUGUUAAAUUAUAUUUGUGGCAUGGAAAAAACUUAUCGAUUUGUGUGAAAGUUGCAAGCGGUGGCGGCACCGCUGCUCACAAUAAUUGGCAAAAAGAAAGUUUUUCCUUUGUAAAUCAAAGUUGUAAAUUGCACAAUGGAAAACUUAAACUUUGCACGCACGCCGCAAUUUCUGCGCAAAGUCAUCAACGAGGCGCGCAGAUCAUUUAUAAACAGUGACGACACCACAGCUGGUAAGGCAACUGAGGACACAACGACGCCACGCGACGAAAUGGAACUCGCCCACAGCUUGACUCUCAACGAGGAGGCAGUGAAACUGCUUCCGGAACAUAAGCGUGCAGUUUUCGAGCUGGAAUGGCUGCGUUAUCUGGAGAAGUCGCUGCCGCAUAUGCCCAAACAUGAGAUCAAGGCGGGACAAAAGAAACUUGUGCAGCAGCUCUCGGAGCGCAUUCAAGGGGCACCGGGUCCGCCUAUGCGCAAGCUUAUAGCCAGUGCAUUGGCCACGCUCUUUUCCGUGGGCGACACCUUCAUGCUCUUCGAUACGGUCAAUGCCUGCAAUGAUAUACUGAAGAACAAGGAUGACUCGCCCAGCUAUUUACCCACAAAACUCGCCGCAAUUUGCGUGCUGGGCUCCAUGUAUGAAAAACUGGGUCGCAUGAUGGGGCGAACGUACGAGGACACUGUCCAGAUCCUCAUACGAACGCUACGCAACGCUGAGUCGCAGGCACGCAUCGAAAUAAUGCACACGCUUGAGAAGGUGAGUGCUGGCAUGGGUACCGCCAUUGCCAACGUGCACAAGGACAUCUACAAAGCCGCCAAACAUUGCCUGUUGGAUCGCGUUAUGGCCGUGCGCGUAGCAGCCUCUCGCUGUAUACUCAAGAUGAUCUACAGCGCGCCGUUCCUGUACCAAACGGAACUGGAGAAUCUUGGCACGUUGUGCUUUCGCGCAUUUGAUGGCAGCAACUAUGAGGUACGCUGCGCCGUUGCCCAGUUGUUGGGCACACUGCUCGCCUACACGCAACAGCUGGCCGAGGCGGCGGGUAACAAGAAAUCCGCUCAAGCUCAGGUGGUCAUCGCAUUGCAAGCGGCAAAAGGUGGCGCCUUACGAUUGGUCUCAUUGGACGAAGCGCUGGGCAUACUCAUGUCCGGAUUUUUGCGUGGUGGCGCUUCAUUCCUUAAAGGAACUGGUGAAAUCAUCAAGGGCAGCUCGGGCGUCAAUCGUGAGGUGCGCGUUGGAGUAACCCAUGCCUAUGUGGUGUUCGUGCAGUUCAUGGGCAGUGUUUGGCUGGAGCGCCAGUUGAGCACAUUUCUAGCUCAUGUGCUGGAUCUGGUGGCAAAUCCGAAGGCAGCUUGUUCGCAUGUGGAUGCAGUCUAUUCCCGCAAGUGCAUCAACUUCAUAUUGCGCUCUACCAUUGGCAAGAUGCUGGGCGAGAAGGCGCAAAGCGCCGCCUGCAAGGAGCUCAUUCAUCUGGUGGCCAAGCAAAUGAACUCAAUUGAUUUUAAUCCAGAGAAUGCCAAGGACUCAAACCAGGAGACACUCUUCAGUCAGCAUUUGCUAGUGUGUGCCCUGCAGGAGCUAAGCUCCCUGUUUAUUGGACUAGGCACAACAGCACAGAAUCUCCUGACAGAUCAAUCUCUGAAUGCUAUCGAUGCAACGUGUGCGGUGCUUGUGCAUCCAUGUGCCGCGGCACGUUUGGCUGCUGCAUGGUGCCUGCGCAGCUGUUGCAUUGCAGUGCCCAGCCAGAUUACGCCGCUUAUCGAUCGUUUCAUUGACGCCAUUGAACAGAUGCGAUCCUCGCCAGAGGCCAUUGCCGGCUACAGCUGCGCCUUGGCGGCCAUUUUGGGUAGCGCACGCCACUCCCCCUUGGGCAUACCACACACCAAGGGCAAGGUGGUGUUCAAUUGUGCCGAGGAGCUGCUGCGCUCCGCUUCCCAGAAUAGCCGCAUGUCGCUGCAUCGCACCCAAGCUGGCUGGCUACUAAUUGGCGCCAUCAUGACGCUCGGCUCGCCGGUGGUCAAAGGUCUUUUACCACGCAUGCUGUUGCUUUGGCGCAACUCCUUUCCGCGCUCGAACAAGGAACUCGAAUCGGAGAAGGCACGCGGUGAUGCGUUCACCUGGCAGGUGACACUUGAGGGACGCGCCGGCGCCCUGUCAGUCAUGCACAGUUUUCUGCUAAAUUGCCCAGAUCUGGUCAGUGAGGACAUUACGCGGCGUUUGCUCACGCCCAUCGAGAGCGCCCUCGCCAUGCUGGUCAACCUGGCCACUGUCUUGAAGAGCUAUGGAACCCAGCUGAAGGCGCCCGCUGCUAUGGUACGUCUACGUCUCUUUGAAGCCUUGACACUUCUGCCGCCCACAGCUCUGGAAGCUUCCUAUACGCAUCUGCUACGCAUGCUCGUGUCGGAGUUUACUUUGUCGGAUAAUGCUGCCAAUACGACGAACUCUCUGCUGCGCACACUUUGCCAUGGCGAUGAUUCCAUCAUUUUGGGCACUUGGCUACAGGAAACAAAUCAUCGCACCAUCGAGGAUCAGAUGGAGCCCAAUCGCAAAGUCGAUGGCGAGCAUCUUCAGCCGAAUAGCGCCGCUGGGUCCGGUGCUUUGGAGCACGAUCCUUGCUGUCUGUAUCGUCCCAAUUGGUCCGCCCAGCACAGCAGCAAUGCCAGCUCCAAUACGAGCUCUGCAAGCAAUAACAACAACAGCAAUAUACAGUUGAUCAACAAGGCGCAGCAAUGUCCUGGUCCUUUGCCUCUGGGUGUGGCCGUCAUUGAUAUGUCCGUCACCUUGUAUGGCACUAUAUUCCCUAAGGUAGCGAACAAGCACCGCUUACAAAUGCUCGACCAUUUCGCCGAGUGUAUCAAGCAGGCGAAGAGCAAUCGUCAGGAGGCGGUUCAGAUGAACAUCUUCACGGCUCUGCUGUAUGCGCUAAAACAACUGACUGACAGCAAGACGAGCCUUGGCCAAGAGGAUGUCAAGAAAAGCGCCACCAGUCUGAUUGUAGCUUCGUUGACCAGUUCCAAUUCAACCAUACGUUGCGCAGCUGGAGAAGCUCUGGGUCGCUUGGCCCAGGUUGUGGCCGAUUCUCAUUUCACCGCUGAGCUGGCACAGAACAGCUUCGACAAACUGAAGUCGGCGCGAGAUGUGGUCACUCGCACAGGACACUCGCAUGCCCUGGGCUGCCUGCAUCGCUAUGUUGGCGGCAUGGGCAGCUCACAACAUCUGAGCACCAGUGUCUCCAUAUUGCUCGCCUUGGGUCAGGACAGCGCGUCGCCUGUGGUACAAGUCUGGUCGCUCUAUGCACUGGCACAGAUUGCCGACUCCGGCGGUCCCAUGUUUCGUGGCUAUGUGGAGCCCACAUUGACGCUCUCGCUGAAGCUGCUACUCAGCGUGCCGCAUGCUCAUGUGGAUGUGCACCAGUGUGUAGGCCGAGUGGUCAACGCAUUAAUCACCACUGUGGGACCGGAACUCCAAGGCAACAACACGGCCGUGGUCGCAAUGCGCAGUUCCUUCCUGUGCGCUGCAGCACUGCUGCAAUCGCAUGCAGAUCCCUUGGUGCAAGCCGAAGCAAUUGGCUGCCUGCAGCAACUGCAUCUGUUUGCCUGCAAAUCUUUGCAGCUGGAUACGCUCGUACCGACCCUGGUCAAGAUGCUGGCCAGUAAUUAUUUCAUACUCCGAAAAGCCGCUGUCGCCUGUCUGCGUCAGCUGGCGCAUCGCGAGGCGCGUGAGGUGUGCGAGCUGGCCCUAACCAUUACACCGGAACAAUGCCCGGAUUUAGUUAUUACGGAAUAUGGUCUGCCCGGACUACUCUUCUCGAUGCUUGACACGGAAACGGAUGCGGAAAUGCUUAAGAACAUACACGACACGUUGACUUCAAUGCUACAAAUGCUGGCUGCGGACAAUCUAAGCAACUGGCUUAGUCUUUGCAAGAAGGUUCUCACUGUGGCCGUUGAGAGUGGUAGCUCUAAUGAAGAACAAGCGGCGCUGACCGGCUCCACUGAUGCCGGCAGCAAAUCCGGCACAGGCGAGGCACAGCAAACGGACGACGACGAUGACGAAGAGGAGGAGUAUGCCGACGAUGUUACCGAAUAUCGUGCCGAGGAAAAUACCUCCACGCAUCCAGCUGUGCAGCCACGUUGGCCCACUCGAGUCUUUGCCGCUCAAUGUGUCCGUCGCAUCAUUGCCAGUUGUGAGGCAGCAAAUGCCCUGCAUUUUGAUCUGCUGCAGGCCAAGGAACAACAGCUGAUCAAGUCGCGUAGCGGCGAUUAUCUCAUACUCCAUUUGGCGGAGCUCAUACGCAUGUCCUUUAUGGCCGCCACCUCAGAUUCGGAUCAACUGCGGCUAGAGGGCCUGCGCACUUUGCAGGAAAUCAUAGAUCGAUUUGCAAAUGUGCCCGAGCCAGAAUUUCCGGGCCAUUUGCUGUUGGAGCAGUACCAAGCACAGGUGGGCGCUGCCCUACGUCCGGCUUUUGCGCCCGAUACGCCAUCCCAUGUGACUGCUGCUGCAUGUGAGGUUUGCUCCGCCUGGAUUGGAUCGGGUGUUGCACGCGACAUUAGCGAUUUGCGACGUGUGCAUCAGCUGUUAGUCAGCUCGCUGAACAAGCUCUACACGAAGACAAACAGCACGCAGCUAUACAACGAGUCGAUGGCAACGCUGGAGAAGCUCAGUAUACUCAAGGCCUGGGCGGAGGUGUACAUUGUGGCCAUGCUGGGCAAUGGUAAAGCCCCCGCCUCGCUGCUAACCAUCUCGCCAGCAGGCACAACCACAGAACUUGUCACGGGACUUGAACUGGAUACGGAUAACCGUGGUGAGAGUUUGCUUGGUCUGGUGCAACCGGAGCUGCAUAAUCUGUCCAAUCAUUGGCUGGCCGCCAUGAAGGAUCAUGCGCUUUUGCUACUGCCCGUCGAGUUUCAAUCGCAAUUGCCGCGAGACGGUGGUUCCUUCUACACCACAGACACCAUCAACUCGUCCAAGCCACACUACAUGACCAGUUGGCCGCCCAUUUUGUAUGCAGCUGCGCUCUGGCUGCGUGACGAAGGCUUUGCCCGUCAUCAGGAUACACAAAGCCAGUCGGAGGCUACCGACGCAGCUGCGCCAGAGUCUAACAAUAAUCACAUUACACACGGCUCUCUCUCAGCGGACCGCUUCCACAUGAUCUUUGGCAUCUGCAUGGAGGCACUGUGCAGCAUGCGCAGCUCGGAUAAGCCACGGAACAUUGUCAGCUGCUUGCGUGCGCUGCAUAGCAUCUUCGAUUCGGACUGGGCGCGCCGGCAGCUGAUCAAGGAUCGUGCCUUAACCAUUGAACUAUGCCAUGUGCUGCAUCGCCAGAUACUCACACGCGACGAACUGCUCGUUCAGCUGCUGUGCGUAGAAAUAUUGAAGCAAACAAUACAAGCAGCACGCGAGGAUCUGCAACGAAGGCGCGACACUCAACAGCAGCAGCCCGCAGACAAUGCCAAUGAGAAUCAGAAUGAAAAUGAGGAUCUGCAGCUGGGCGAGGGCACCGUCAUGCAGCCGGGCAGUUCACAUGUCUAUGCCGUCCUAGAGGUCUGUCUGUGUUUGUUCGUACGCCAAAUACCUAGCCUCAAUCCUAGCAAGCAAAUCAAUCUUCAGCUGGACUAUGCGUAUGCCAAGAAUGCCUCCUUCUUCUCAGUGCUCGGCGACGACAAUGGUCGCCUCGUGGCUAGCGGUCUGCAGUGCGUCGAGCAACUGCUAGAGCUGUGCACACCCAGUGGCGCUCUAACUGUACUGCCUACCAUACUCUACAUGACCACGAGCAUCAUGCGAGAGAUAGCCAACAAGUCAGCCAUCGAUAGCAGCAUUCUGGCUAACACCUGUGCCGUGCAGGCAGCACUGCAGUGUCUGCGCUCCGUCUGUGUCCAUCGCUGGGCACAUCAGGCAAGCACCCAAGAGGAUUGGCAGCAGCUGUUGCAAAGCGCACUGGCCACCAUUAUAGAUAUGACCAAGACGGCGGGUGAUAAUGAAGAACGUAAAGUAGAUGAGGUCACCAUGUUGUUGGCCAUUGCUGUAUUCAUACUGCACACGCCCGCCUCUGUGGUGGCUGCGCCCUCGCUGCAAUAUCCUUGCAUUAAUCAUUUCCGGCAGUGUUUGCAGUCGGAGCAUUUGUCUGUAAAAUUGAAAUGCAUCGAGACGACGCGUUCCAUUUUCACAAAAGCGGACCUAAAGACGGCCACGCCGUACAUCCAUGCGCUGGCACCUCGCAUCAUUGAAUCGCUGUACUCCGAGUCCAGCAAGACGCCAGCCAGUGAACUGGAACUACAGGUGACCCUCGAAAGCAUUGUGACCGUGGAGCAGCUCAUAGAGCUUGCCGAGCCGCAGAAUCGAAACUUGCUACAAGACAUACAAAUGCUCACGCUGCUGGUGCCGGUGCUCAUUGGCUACUUGGCCGAGGCAAGCAAGCUGCGUACGAUGCCCAAAUAUCAGCGUCAACUGCAUGAACAAUCCCUCAACUGGCUGCUGAAGAUCGGGCCCAAAUAUCCGCAAGAGUUCAAGGCGCUGAUGGGUCAAAAGGCCGACCUACGACAAAAACUGGAGGCAGCCAUACGUAACCAACAGCAGUCAAUUAAUCUCGCCCAGAAAGCCAAUGAGGCGCAGCGCAACGGUUUGCUGGCCAAGCCGCAAAAGCCGACUAUCAAGCUGAAAACGGACUUUAGCAACUUCCAAUAACUAAAAUGAUCCCUCAAAUGUUUACGUAUAUAUAUAUAUAUAUAUAUAUGCCUAUAAUAGCGUGCGUUAUUAGAACUUGCUUUUAUUGCUAUAAACGUAAUAAGUACCUAAAGAACCUAAACUGCAUAAAUACGACGUAUGUAUCACAUUUUUAAGGGCUACUCCCACAUAUGAUAAUCAGUUUUGUUGGGAAUGCAACAUAUUGUUAGUUAUUAUAUAUAUACAAAUAAACACGAUAUAAGUUAUAUAACCUAUUUAA